Parnassius apollo (apollo) is the source of this 1236-nucleotide messenger RNA. NCBI's taxonomy places the organism in Eukaryota, Metazoa, Arthropoda, Insecta, Lepidoptera, Papilionidae. The record is from the annotation of a GenBank genome assembly.
AUGGAUUGCGCCGCCAUCUUUCUUUUCGUACUGUGGUCUGCAGAGAGAUACAAUAUGGGUUCGGUGGAACGAGCUGGUGACGCUACCUCUGAAGUGGAAUCCGGAGAGGAGGAAAUAGUCGGCGGCGGUGAACUUGCCCAACAUUUGAUGAAAAGUGGUAUGACUCGCAAUGAGAUGUUAGCUGCAAUCACAAAUCGCAUUCAUGCAGAAACCCUGGCUUCUCUCCCUCCCAAUGUGCGCCGGCGUAUUCGCGCACUCCGCUCCUUGCAGAAAGACUUCGUGGACAUUGAGGCCAAAUUCUACAGUGAGGUGCAUGCACUUGAAUGCAAAUAUGAAAAGCUGUACAAGCCACUCUUUGAAAAGAGAGCACAGAUUGUUAAUGGUUUGUAUGAGCCAACUGAUGAAGAAUGCCAGAAUCCAUGGCGCGAUGACUCUGAAGAGGAGGAGUUGGCGCGUGCCGUUCAGAAAGCUGCCAUCACAGAGGGUGAAGACAAAAACAAGACUGGCGAUGAAACUGCACCGGCUGAACCUGCAAUGGAUCCAAAUGUUAAGGGUAUCCCAGACUUCUGGUAUAACAUAUUCAGAAACGUGUCAAUGCUGAGUGAAAUGAUGCAGGAACAUGAUGAACCUAUUCUCAAAUGCUUGCAGGAUAUUAAAGUGCAAAUGCAUGAAGAUCCAUUUGGCUUUACCCUAGAGUUUCAUUUUGCGCCCAAUGAGUACUUCACUAACACAGUUCUUACUAAGGAGUAUGCUAUGAAAUGCAAACCCGAUGAUGAUAACCCAUUGGAAUUUGAAGGACCUGAGAUUUAUUCUUGCAAGGGUUGUGAAAUCAACUGGAAGAAGGGCAAGAAUGUAACAGUAAAGACUAUAAAGAAGAAACAAAAGCACAAGUCGCGGGGCUCCGUUCGUAUUGUCACAAAGUCAGUGCAAGCGGAUUCAUUCUUUAACUUCUUCUCGCCACCAGCUGUUCCAGAGGAUCCUGAUUCUGAUAUCCAGGCUCUUCUAACGGCGGACUUCGAGAUUGGCCACUACAUUCGUGAGCGAGUUGUUUCCCGUGCGGUGCUCAUUUACACGGGCGAGGGGCUCGACGACGAUGAUGAUGACGACUACGAGGAGGAGGAGGAGGAAGAAUGCUCAACGGAAGAAAGUGACGAUGAGGAGCCGGCUCCAAGGAGAAGAGGAAAGAAACAUGUGAAGGGCCAGCAAGAAACUCCUGCAGAGUGCAAGCAACAAUAG